GUGGGAUUGGGCAGUUGUGGCGCCGCUACGCAAUCGUCCCGACGCGAAUGUCUAUCACUAUCAUAUAAACUUCCACGUGACUCACUUGAGCUGCAGUACCUUCAUACUUCUAAAACUUUACAGUCGCGAUGAUAUACGGUGAUAAUUAUUUUUAAACGAGCUUUAUCGAAAAUAAUUACCUUAACACGUGCAGUGCAAUUUAUUGUGAUUGUGAAAAUUAUUGGUGGAUUAUAAUCCAAUUAAAUGUAAUUGCUGUAAGCGAUUUAUCAAUGUGGAACAAUUUAUUUGAGAUUUCCCUUACUUAUGCAGACAUGUAAUUAAAUUUUACGCCAUUUGAAUGUACGAAACAAUGAGUUCUUAUCAAUUUGUAAACUCUUUAGCGCAGUGCUACGGUCAGCAACCACGCGCUGCGGCUGCUUCCGAUCAAGCAGCCCACCAAGUAUCUAGUCCUGGGUCCGAUUAUUAUAACCCAAACGCGGCAUCUGCAUCUAGUUAUCCACCGGCAUGCUACUCGCCACCACAGGUAGGUCCUCAGUAUCACCAGCAUCCCUACGCGACCCCUGCCCCAGGACACGGCUUACAACCCGCAAUGGGAGAUUACACGCAACUGCAACCACAAAGAUUAACGGGAACCUCUACACAUAUGCAUCAUUCAAGUCCGGGCGCUCAAAGUCCAGGCAUAUUGAAUGCGGCUGCAAGUUGUAAAUACGCCGAUUCGACAUCAUCCACAGGGGUAGCUUCCCCGCAAGAUUUGAGCACAACCGGUGCGCCCGCAAGAAGUACUCCUCCUAUGUCUAGUAGUCAAACCAGUAGUAACGCAACGUUAACUGCCAAAAAUUCAGCAUUAACUUCACCCUUAUCAGUCAGCACGUCACCUCAAGGAAAACAGCCAACUUCUUCGACAACUGCGUCACAAAAUUUAUCGUCGCCGGCAUCCAGCACGAGCUCCACUUCAAGUACAGAAAAAACGGGAGGAAGUAAUAAUAAUUCCAAGAAUUCUACGUCUCAAAAUCCCCCACAAAUUUAUCCCUGGAUGAAACGAGUUCAUUUAGGACAAAGUAAGUGA
Photinus pyralis (common eastern firefly) is the source of this 1066-nucleotide messenger RNA. Its product is annotated as homeotic protein Sex combs reduced-like. The transcript has a single exon. Gene Ontology annotation, biological process: regulation of DNA-templated transcription. Lineage: Eukaryota; Metazoa; Arthropoda; Insecta; Coleoptera; Lampyridae. The coding region runs from base 338 to 1066 and encodes 242 amino acids. The record is from RefSeq and is a predicted model, not a curated record. Gene Ontology annotation, molecular function: DNA binding; DNA-binding transcription factor activity.